AAGGAAAAUUCCCAGUUAAAGCAUUAAUAGAUACAAUAUCUAAAUCUAAUACUAUUAGCAAACACUUGUUCAAUAAGCUUGAAUCUGAUCACAGAUUAGAAGGUGUAGUUGGUGAUGAUCUGAUAGGCGAAGAAAUAAAAAGCUUAGAUUUACAGUUUCACAUUAAAGGAAAGUGGCAAAACUUGGGUGAUACUGAACUAAUAGACUUUCAAAUUUGCAAAAAUUCGUCAUUCGAUCUGGUGUUGGGGCAAGAUUGGUUAUGGAUGCGUGAAGCAAAAAUAAGCUUUGAAUUUUCUUCUGAAACCUGUGAACACCAUGCUAAAAUUAUAAUAGAAGGUAUGAGCAUCCCAUUAAUCGAUGAAGAUUUUAACAAAGCCAGCACCACUAAAAAUAUCUCACCUGGGUCCGAUCUAUUAUUGGAGGAACUCACGAAUAUGUUCGAGAAUUUAUCUCUCAGAAGCAAAGAUAAUAAGCAACGAAAGAGGCAUCGUGUCAUCAUACCUCCUUAUGAACUAAGUUGUAUAAAUAAAGGAAAGAUACCAUGGAUAAAAUCUGAGUCAGGUCCUUCUAAUUCUCGCUCAUGUCAAAAUAAGAGCAAGAAAGGUGGAGUCAAGUAUUCCACAGAUUCGGAUACUGACACUUCUGAUACAACCACUUCUUAUUCCCCCAAUUCAGGUCCGGAAG
This is a messenger RNA of Diversispora eburnea, 684 nucleotides long. Lineage: Eukaryota; Fungi; Glomeromycota; Glomeromycetes; Diversisporales; Diversisporaceae. The record is from the annotation of a GenBank genome assembly.